AUGGUAAAGGUUUGCGACGGAAAGAACUCGUGCGGCGACGGCAGCGAUGAGGAGAAAGAGUUCUGCGCUCAACACAAACACUGUCUGCCGAAUGAGUUCCAGUGCUCUAACAAACAGUGCAUCGACUCGUCGGACGUGUGCAACGGUAACGACGAUUGCGGCGAUAGUAGCGAUGAGGAGGGCUGCGAUCGGAGCACUACGUGUCGGUUCGGCACCUGUUCUCAGGUCUGUUUGGCCAAAAAGAGUAGCAAUCAUUCGGUACACGACUCGUGUGCCUGCGCUCCGGGCUAUCAGCGAAAGCCCAGCGGAAAUACUACGACCACGUGUGUGGCCGCGGGUGAGCCCGCAGUGCUAUUGGUCGCCAGUGAGAAUGGCCUGAGAAAAGUGAAUCCAUACAAACACUCGGUGCAGGCGUUGAUUGACAUACUUUCCAACGUAUCGAAAGUGAGCCGUAUUGACUCGUUUGACGUGAUGUACGAGUCGGACAAAGUGACCCUCUUUUGGACCUCAUUUCACACCCGAAGUGUCUAUCGAUUCGAUGCGCCGAUGAUUGACGAGAAGAUUGUCACUAAUAAGUCCGAUAAUGUCUAUCGAUUCGAUGCGCCGAUGAUUGACGAGAAGAUUGUCACUAAUAAGUCCGAUAAGUCAUCGAAUCGCCGAAAGCGAGAUAUAUUUCAGAACUCUUCACAACCUCAGGCCAUCGCUCAGGGUUUGGUCGCAUCGCGCGGUAUAGCCGUUGAUUGGAUUGGAAAGAACUUAGCUCGUUUGGACGGAACAAUGCGAAGAACAUUAGUGGAGAGGAGUCUGGUUUGGCCGACAGGACUGGCCAUUGAUUACGCGGCCGACCGUAUCUAUUGGACGGACCCGAAAGCGGCCACUAUUGAGACAAUCGAUAUUAACGGAAAGAACAGACAUAUUGUCAAAACAUUUAACUCAUCCGAAGACAAACCGUACAAAAUCGAAGUGUUUGAGGACAACCUCUUUGUGAGCACUUUUCACAAUAACGCCAUCUUUAGACUCAACAAAUUCGGUGUCGGAAACAUCACUCACUUAGUCCGCGGUCUCCAGAAGGCUUCGGACGUUGUCAUCGUUCAGGAGAACAAACAAAAUCAUAAUAUUUCGACGCCGUGUAGUAAUAAACGCUGCGGAGAGGGAGCCCUCUGUGUGGCUCAGAACUCGACGAAAGCUGUCUGUCUGUGCAGUAACGACAUGAGCGAAACGCCGGUCGGCGAGGGAUCGGUUGUCUGCACGCCAUUGACGGCAGUUCGCAACAAAUGCGAGUUGGAGUGUCUGAAUGGCGGCACUUGUAUUCACAAUCUCGACGACACGCCAAAGUGCGAGUGUAGGGCCGGCUUUGACGGCGCGCUUUGCGACCGAUACAAGUGUUCGGGUUAUUGCAAGAAUAAGGGUCACUGCUAUCCCGAUCUCAUGGCCAACAAUAAUAACCCGAAUCAUCCGCCGUUGAAGUGCGAGUGCUCUCCGGAAUGGGUGGGCGAUCGAUGCGAAACACCGUCGCGUAUUUGCGACAACUUUUGCCUCAAUGCCGGCACAUGUUAUAUACAGAACGGGGUCCCGAUCUGCACGUGUCUGUCCGACUAUUUCGGCCAAAAGUGCGAAAACUGUUAUUCAUUGAAAUGUGAGAAUUCUGGUCAUUGUUAUAAACGGGAGGACCAAUCGUAUGGGUGUCAGUGCUCAACAGGCUUUUUCGGUGAUAAAUGUGAGAACUCUACGUGCGAUAACUACUGUGACGGCGCCGGCGGCAACUGUACGAUCGUGAACGGGUUGCCGCAGUGUUCAUGUUAUCCGGGCUUUAGUGGCAAACGCUGCGAUCAGGACAACUGUCGCGAGACGUGUCUGAACGGCGGUACGUGUCAGCGGACGGCUAAGAAGGCGGCCUGUGUUUGUCCGGAAGGAUAUCAGGGUAAACGGUGCGAACAAAACAAGUGCGGCUGUCGUAAUGGCGGCACUUGUAUCCCCACAAAGUCAGAACACGGCCGCAACACAUGCCUCUGUCGGCCCUACUUUAUGGGCGCCACUUGCGAGCGCUCGAUCGCCAAGAACUGCGAAGAAUUCGAGUGUCUCAGCGGUGGCCACUGUAUGAUGAGUAAAGAGCCCUAUUGUCAGUGUACUAACGGCUGGACGGGUAAGAGCUGCGAAGACCCCCAGAACCCGAUGUGCAACUCAUUCUGCUUACACGGCGGCACUUGUAUUGUGUCCGAUAAACGAGAAUUUGGCCCCAAAUGCGAGUGCGCUCAAGGGUUCGCUGGCCUUCGUUGCGAGAAUCUAAUCCUCAAGUCUUCGGAUUCGUACGAAAGCGGAAGCGAUUCGGCGUACAGUUUGGACACAACAACAAAAUGGAUAUUAAUAGCUGUGAUACCCGUUGCCAUUGUUUUGAUACUGUUUUUGGUUGUGUUCAUCGGUGUCUUCACAUUCAGAAUACGUAAAAGUAACCGUGCAUUCCUUCACCGGCGUAUGCAAGAGACCGGAGCCAACGUCGAGAUCAGUAAUCCUAUGUUCGGCGGCGACGACUUUGACGACGACCUCAGCCCUACUCACGCAUUGAGCCGUACUUUUGCACUCGAAGUGAACGAUAAGAACACCGACGAAGAGAAACGAAAUCUUCUCAUUUCGGACAACGAAGUCAACAGUAAUGAUGAAUCCAAAGAUAUCUACUCUAAUGAUAGCGACCAUCCCUUAGCUUAG
This is a messenger RNA of Medioppia subpectinata, 2703 nucleotides long. Lineage: Eukaryota; Metazoa; Arthropoda; Arachnida; Sarcoptiformes; Oppiidae. The record is from the annotation of a GenBank genome assembly.